UGGCCUGUUGCACUGCAUCCCAUCAAUGAGAGUUUGGAGCACAAAGGGUUAAGCCUUUGAUCCUUUAGGGUUAGGCUGCGUAGCGCUGGAAUUAGCGAUGGACAUAAAACAACGUGCCGCAAGUUGUGGGGGAUUUCUUGUGUUGGGAGCUGGGAGUUGUGAAGCAGAUGCUCCAGCAAAUGAAAGCCCUAAGCUGCGAGUAAUGAUGUCAAGGCACGGGGAUGGUGGUCCACCUCAGCUCCUCCAGACGACUCACUCCUAACACAAUCACACGGUGGGAAGCAUGAAUUGCGCAGCUCCAGCACAUUUCCAUUCAGUCAGCCCGGUCCUUUCCACAGGCAGGAAAAGGCUGCUUCCUCUCCUCUUAUCCCUCACACAAGCCAUCUAAUCAGCGGGAAAGUUUUGAUCCAGGAAUGCCUUGUCUAUUUCAAGGAUGAUAACGGCAGAGUGGGAGUCAGAGGGACUACAAACCGUGGGGAUAGUGAUGAUUAUUUGUGCUUCUCUAAAGCUUUUACAUUUGUUGGGACUCAUCGACUUCUCCGAAGACAGUGUGGAAGAUGAAUUGGAGAUGGCCACAGUGCGGCAUCGCCCCGAGGCCCUCGAGUUGCUUGAAGCACAGACUAAAUUCACAAAGAAGGAGCUCCAGAUUCUCUACAGAGGAUUCAAAAACGAAUGUCCCAGUGGGAUUGUUAAUGAAGACAACUUUAAAGAAAUCUACGCACAGUUCUUCCCCCAGGGAGAUGCUUCAACUUAUGCACACUUUCUAUUUAACGCUUUCGACACAGACCACAAUGGAUCUGUGAGUUUCGAGGACUUUGUAAUGGGACUUUCUACACUGCUACGAGGAACAAUACAAGAAAAGCUUAACUGGGCUUUUAAUUUAUAUGACAUCAAUAAAGAUGGCUAUAUAACUAAAGAGGAAAUGCUUGACAUCAUGAAGGCAAUUUAUGACAUGAUGGGCAAAUGCACUUAUCCCCUUGUUAGGGAAGAUGCGCCAAAACAACAUGUGGAGAAUUUCUUCCAGAAAAUGGAUAUAAAUAAAGAUGGAGUAGUUACUAUAGAUGAAUUUAUAGAAAGCUGCCAAAAAGAUGAAAACAUCAUGUGCUCAAUGCAACUGUUUGAGAACGUGAUCUAGCACAAAGCGCAAGCUCUAAAGAACAGACAUUUUAACUAUUUUGGACAAUAAUUUGAAGCUGCGAUUUCCAUGGUAUCAUCAAUAGACUGUUCAGCUUCAUACAAAGUCAUAUCUUAUGCAAAGUAGCUUUUAUAUGAUGCCUUCCAGAAUAAUCAGGUUCCAUAGUGUUCAGGAUUUAUUUUCAUGCUUUAUAUGUUCAACAAUUUAAAGGUAUUGUUUGACAUUCUGCUCUUCUUGGGUUACAGUCUUAGGCCAAUCAAUGUCAGCAUUUUCUUAUUCCAUUGUUACUUAUUGUUCAUAUGCUUAUUUAUUUCUUAUUGGUAGAUUUUAUUUAUUUUGGUUAUGAAAUUAAAAUAUAGGUCUCUCUAUCCAUGACAA
Molecule: messenger RNA, 1513 nt
Organism: Rana temporaria (common frog)
Lineage: Eukaryota; Metazoa; Chordata; Amphibia; Anura; Ranidae
Gene: KCNIP4
Product: potassium voltage-gated channel interacting protein 4
Exons: 8
Coding region: 434-1135 (233 amino acids)
Biological process (GO): regulation of potassium ion transmembrane transport
Cellular component (GO): voltage-gated potassium channel complex
Molecular function (GO): potassium channel regulator activity; calcium ion binding
Source: RefSeq, a predicted model, not a curated record